Messenger RNA from Tarenaya hassleriana, 2173 nucleotides. Its product is annotated as QWRF motif-containing protein 9-like. Bases 222 to 1886 code for a protein of 554 amino acids. Gene Ontology annotation, cellular component: nuclear microtubule; centrosome; cytoplasm. The transcript has 7 exons. Gene Ontology annotation, molecular function: microtubule binding. NCBI's taxonomy places the organism in Eukaryota, Viridiplantae, Streptophyta, Magnoliopsida, Brassicales, Cleomaceae. The record is from RefSeq and is a predicted model, not a curated record. Gene Ontology annotation, biological process: spindle assembly; centrosome cycle.
AUUAACGGCGACAGUUAUGCUCCCCAAAUCUCUCCUCUCAUUAAACUCCCUCUCCCUCUCUCGCUCGCCGGCGUUUCAUAACGGCUUUCCUGCGUUUCUUUUUUGUGUUGUGCUGAAUUAGGGUUUUGGAAGUAAGCUUGUGGAAGCAGGAGAUGCAGAAUUCUUAGUUCGAUUGAUUUAUUCCGGUAAAUCGAGGAACUGCUUCGCCGGAAGUUUGCGGGAUGCCGGCUCUGCGCUCGUCGGAGCCCGAAGACGGCGUCGUCUCUCAUCAGCGGCGGAAAUCACGAGAUGUUCCGUCGCGUUACUUAGCUACGCCUUCUCCGUUUCCGUCCGUCUCUAGUCCUUUUUCUUCUUCUUCCUUUUCGAAGAGAUGUCCCUCGCCUCUGAUUUCGGCGGAGGCAUCGGCUUCGGCGACUUCAACCAUCGUCAAGCGUUCCCAAUCUGUGGGACGAAGGAUUACAGGCACUCCCCGACCGGAGAUUUUCAAUUCGGGAGCUAAAGACGCCGUACACACGGUUCAGAGAAUGCUAUUCACUUCGGCGAAGAGCUUGUCUGUGUCAUUCCAGGGAGAGGCGUUUUCGCUCCCCGUGAGAAGAGCCAAACCGGCUCCAUCUCCGUCUCCGUGCGGUACGAGGAGAGGCACACCGGAGCGAUGCAAGGAGUUAGCCGCGACAGCAAUGCAUGGAAAGACGGCGAAUCAAACAGAAAAUUCUAAGCCAUCGGAUGUUCACCCAUGGCCGAGGCCGCAGCCAAAGAGUUCCACGAGUAGGGGUGUCGAUCAUGCAAAUGAAAGGAAGAAAUUUGGUGGAUCUGGUAAUCGCGUGGUCAGAGCCCUUCAGAGUUCUUUGCUCCAUAACAGAGCGGCUACAGAUGGAAGACUAUCACUGGAUUUAGCUAAUGAUGCGAAGAAACUGGAGGAUAUUGCUGACAUUAUAGUUUCUGCUUCUGACACGGUCUCUGGCUGUGCAAUUUCUACCAAAAAUGCACUGACCACAACAUCGAAGAAGUUCGGGGUGGAUAUCCCAUUGCUGUCACCAAAAGGGAAAGCGAAUAGCAUAUAUACACCAAGUCGUCCAGCUUCGCCGAGCAGGAUCAACACACCAAGAGCCUUGAAUUCAAUGAGAGGGACCAGUCCUUACAGGGGAAGAAAAGGUAUGGUGGGUGGUUCGAGUGGCAAUGUAUGCCUUUCGCCAUCGGUUUUGAGUUUUGCAGCAGACGUCCGAAGGGCGAACGUGGGGGAGAAUCAGGUGGUUGAUGCUCAUGUGCUGAGGCUUCUUUAUAACACGCUGUUGCAAUGGCGCUUUGUCAAUGCCAGAGGAGAUUCUGUGCUCUCUGUCCAGAAGUUGAAUUCUGAGAGAACUUUAUGCACCACAUGGUUAAGUGUUUCAAGGCUGCAUGAUUCUGUCAGAGCGAAAAGGAAAGAACUCCAGAUGCUGCAGGGGAACUUGAAAUUGGCUCACAUUCUCAAGGGUCAGGUAACAUAUCUGGAAGAAUGGUCUAUGAUAGAUGGUGAUCACUCUUCUUCUCUAGUCGGAGCCAUUGAUGCUCUCAAAGCUAGCACAAUCCGGCUUCCAGUAGUUGAUGGAGCAGUGGUAAAUGCACAAAGCGUUAAAGACGCAAUCUGUUCAGCGGUUGAUGUGAUGCAAGCAAUGGCAUCUUCAGUUUCCGUGUUGUCAAAGGCCGGAGAAGUCAGCUCUUUGGCCACUGAACUCGUCAAAGCCGCCGGGAAAGAGCUUACGAUGAUUGAGCAAUGCAAAGAUCGCUUGUCCGCAGCGGGGGCCACGCAGGUGAGAGAAUGCAGCAUGAGAACUCAUAUCCUACAGCUGCAACAAAGUUCACGACCAAACCGGAAUCAGAUUGCAAAGGCUCAAGCUCAACCUUUAUAGGGCUCCUUUCGAAACUAACACAUUACAACUUAGCUUCAUUUUUUUUUCCCUAAUGGAAAUGAUCGUUUAGGGAAGAAAGAAAUAAAGAAUCAGAUUUAUAUUUUCAUUGAGAAAAACACAGCCAGAAAAAGAAUCAUAUUUUGACAUUUUUUUUUUAAUUUUACAGAAAAAAAAAAAGAACAAUUACUGGCAGAGUGUAGAAGUAAUUUGUGUAAAUAUAGGGAGUGAAGGGAAUUGGUGUUGAAAUUUUCUUUUCCCCUGUGUAAUCAAGUUAAUUUACAGUUUUA